GCUUAUCUACCUCGUAUUGUCUAUUUUCUACAUCGUUCACACAUGUUUUACAUAAUACCGUUAAUAUAAGUCGCUUACGGUUUACGUCAUUGUAUCAUUACAAAAUAAAAAUGGAACCUAUGACACUAGGAUCACCGUCCCAUGACAGCCCACAAAAACCAACUUAUCUUCCCGGAUACUUGAUGGGUGAACGCGCUCAAUCUCCUAUUAGUAAUGUUUCCCUCAAUACUAUGUCACCAGUGCGAACUAAUCGUAGUUAUACUUCGGAUGCGCAUACAACAUUUUUAAUGCGUAAUUUUCAUCAUGAGUUGAUAGAUAAACCAUCUUCCACACCUAUUUUAAAUAGAGUCAAUGAUGAACCAACCAAAGCACCUACAAUUGAUUUAUUUGACAUGCUUAAUACAUCUGAUUAUAGAGAAGAAAAAUGUAACAAUAAAGAGAACAAACAAUUUUAUUCAGAAAAAAAUGAUUUGUUCGAACAGUCUAAUUCUCCUGAGUUUUGGAUAACAGUUUUUGGUUUUUCAAUAUCGAAUAAAGAUGAAAUAUUAGCAAAAUUUACACAAAUGGUAUCUUGUUGCGAUGUAAGACAAGCUGGUCCAAAUUGGGCACAUAUUUGUUUUAGUGAUUCUACAGAUUAUCAUCGUGCCCUUUUAUUUAAUGGUCAUGUAACUAAUAAUGGAGCAAUGAUUGGAGUUAUUCCUUGUAAUGAUAAGACAAUUUUAAGUGAAACAAAACCUAUUAAUUCACGCCCUAGUCCAAGUUCAGGAGCUUUGUCUAAAUCUCUACGGUCACCAAUUCUAGGUCAACAAUUUCCUAGUCCAAAUGAUUCAAUUUCUAAGAGAAAUAAUAUAAGACCAAUGGCUAUGAAACCUAUACCUAUUCAAGGAAAAGAUAAUUCACCUACAGCUACAACUUCAAAUGGUGUCGUAACAAAAGCUUUGGAAUAUUUGUUCGGGUGGUAGGUAAGAAAAUUUAAAAAAAUAUUUGUAUGACCGGUUAUAUUUAAGCUGUUGUUAUUACUUAAAUAAUUUUUCUCCAAUUCAUUUUGUAAUAAUUACCAACUAAAAUCAUUGUUAUAGUUGGAGUUUCAAACUUGCACAAAUAUAUUAUUUAGAUUUUAAU
Sipha flava (yellow sugarcane aphid) is the source of this 1122-nucleotide messenger RNA. RefSeq names its product nucleoporin NUP35-like. Bases 111 to 962 code for a protein of 283 amino acids. NCBI's taxonomy places the organism in Eukaryota, Metazoa, Arthropoda, Insecta, Hemiptera, Aphididae. Gene Ontology annotation, molecular function: single-stranded DNA binding; phospholipid binding; structural constituent of nuclear pore. The transcript is spliced from 6 exons. Gene Ontology annotation, biological process: NLS-bearing protein import into nucleus; regulation of DNA-templated transcription; nuclear pore organization. The record is from RefSeq and is a predicted model, not a curated record. Gene Ontology annotation, cellular component: nuclear membrane; nuclear pore nuclear basket; nuclear pore central transport channel.